AUGGAGGAUGAGGGAUCCUAUGUCCCUAACCUCAGCACCAUCAUGAAUAGAAAGGUCUGCACCUGGUUGGUGAUGGGAUCAGGGAUGCAGGGAUUCUUCUCCAUCUUGGUCCCUACCAUGAUCAAAUUUAAAUUGCCCUGCUGUGGCCCCAACAUCAUCAACCAUUUCUUCUGCUACCAUGGCCACUUGUUAUACCUCGCCUGUGCCGUCAUCUUGUUGGUGGAAUUCAUUGACUUCAUCAUCUCGCUGUCUGUGUUGCUAGGCUCCCUGCUGCUGAUGGUUAUCUCCUACAUGUAUGUUAUCUGCACCAUCAUCCAUAUCCCUUCUGCCAAGGACAGAGAGAAAGCUUUCUCCACCUGUGCGUCUCAUUUCACUGUGGUCACCAUUGGCUACAGCACCUCCAUCUUCAUCUAUGUCAGGCCCUCGCAAGUCCCCUCUUUG
Messenger RNA from Gopherus flavomarginatus (Mexican gopher tortoise), 441 nucleotides. RefSeq names its product olfactory receptor 49-like. Gene Ontology annotation, molecular function: olfactory receptor activity. The transcript has 2 exons. Gene Ontology annotation, cellular component: membrane. Lineage: Eukaryota; Metazoa; Chordata; Testudines; Testudinidae. Gene Ontology annotation, biological process: G protein-coupled receptor signaling pathway. The record is from RefSeq and is a predicted model, not a curated record. The annotation marks the transcript as partial.